AUGCGGCUUUUUCACUUACUAUCCUGGAUUAUUCUCCUGGUACCGAGCUUGGUUACACUAGCAGCGCAGGUACCUCAUGAUGCAUGCGGAGUUGAAACGGUUGCCAUCCUGGAGGCGAGGGAUGAGCCUACAAAUACCACCACGACAGCUAUCGCAUCGGAUAGUGAGAUGACGGCAACGGCUACCACUACGGGGGAUUCUUUUACGCCUGCGACAAGUACAACCGACACGGCUGCGUCAACGACAAUUGCGUCUUUGAAUGCAUCGAAUACAUCGGGUGGUCGCAAAAAGCAGACGGGGUCACCCAAGCCAGGAGAACUUCCUAUCAAGCCCUCGAUUACGCCUGCGUUGGGCGUCGGUGGUUUUAUUCUGAUAGCAAUGGGCGCAAUCCUGGCGUUGAUUGGUAUUCGGAAUCUAUGGGUCCAAGUAUUCCUAUCCGCUUCUCUCCUGACCAGCUUAGGCGUAACUGUCUUAAUCCUCUACGUGAUGAACCCCCCCGUCAGCAACGCAAUCCAAGGAGCCUACCUCGUCGCCGUGUUCUUCUCCGGAAUCACCUUCGGAGCCCUCGCGAUCGUCUUCAAAGAGUUAACGGAAGGACUCGGAUGCCUCCUGGGCGGCUUUUGUGCUAGCAUGUGGCUUCUUUGCUUGAAGCCGGGUGGUCUUUUGACGGAAGUCAGUCCCAAGAGUGGGCUCAUCGCGGCGAUAUCAGUGGGGUUCUAUACGUUGUCGUUUAGUCAAUAUACACGACCUCAUGGGUUGAUCAUUUCCACUGCGCUUUCGGGCGGUACUGCGGUUUCUCUUGGGAUUGAUUGUUUCAGUCGUGCGGGAUUGAAGGAGUUUUGGUUGUACAUCUGGGAACUAAACGACAACAUCUUUCCCCUAAACACGAAUACCUACCCCAUAACUCGCAACAUCCGCGUCGAACUCGCCGUAACCAUCAUCGUCGCACUCCUAGGCAUCGUCUCCCAACUCCGUCUCUGGAAAAUGAUCCGCCAACGCCGCCGGAACGAAGCCAAACUGCGCGAGGAACAGAGACGGAAAAAAGAUGAAGCUGAUACAGAAGUCGGAAGACAAUUGGAGGAGACUACCGCGCGUGAACGGGCUGAAUGGGAAGCGAAAUAUGGAAACGGUGCUAGAUCGAAGCCAGAAUCGAGUAGUACCCAAAAAGUCGAAAACGAAAAAGACGGACAAGAUAUUGAUUUGAAAAAGGGCGAAACAGUCGACGCGAAGAGCCUCGUUGCGUCUUCUCAGCAAUCGUAUCGCUGCUCCGAGUGCAAAGAACGAGAAGCCAACGAUGACCUCGACUCGGAAAUCGCACUAAAAUUAGCAAAUUAUAACGACUCAAUCACAAAAGACGAGACCCAUGAAUCCACCUCAAGCCAAGACUCCAGUACGGAAACAGAACCACCAGCCGCAGUCUUCGACGGUGCCGCCGCAACCCGCAUAAAAGACGACAACCAGUCCGAAGUCAGCGCGGUUAUCGGCUCAGAAGCGGGAACUUCCUCGAAACGGUUCUCGGGAAUUGCUACGCUGCAACGGAAUUCUGUGAGGAGUAGUAUGAUGCUUGCUUCGCAGCCGCGGGAGGCGCGUGUUCGGGAGGGGGAUGAUGCGGCUUCGAAUACGUCUGAGGAGGGUGUUGAUGGGGAUAGUAUUUUGGAUUCUCGUCGAUCUAGUGUUUAUGAAGCGGAUGGCGAGGUGAAGCGCGACUCCCGGGGACUAGGGAUCGAUGGGGAUAAGCCGGUCGCUGAGGAGUCGAAGACUUAUGAGGAUGGUUCUGCACCCAAGGGAGUUAACACCGAACAAGGAUUCCAUGAGGAGGGUCAUUCCACAGAACCAGAUCAGAAGAAGCCUGAUCAGACGCAAGGUUCGCAGAACGGAGACAUUACGAAUGAGCAAUCGCGGGAUCAUGUUGAACAAGAAACUGCGUUGCAAAAGCCAGAUACCUCCGAGCACAGCGAAAAGGAUGCUCCCGUUGGUGAACAGAAGCAGCAGUACCGACCUGCUACAUCUGCUUCAAACUACAGCCACGAGGGCCCGCCUCCGUCUACGCAUGAAACAGAUGAGAAGCCCCAGGUGCAAGAUGACAACAAGGGGCGCAACCCGGCAGCUCCAUAUCAAGCCACGGUGAAAUCGGCAGAAACACUUGAGAAAUCUAGUGUGAGGGCUUCAACGAAGGGAUCAAAGUCUGAUGCAGAGCAGCAAGACGCGAAGCCUUCUGCAGGAUACAAGUCGGUAACAGGAUCGACAAAGAGCAAGCGCUCUGAUGAUCGGAAACCAUCCUCACUAAAGGAUAAGGCAAAAGCCCGAAAGAAUGAAAAGGCCACUCUGAACGAGAAAACGGUGAAACAUCUUCCCGAAGGAACGUCCAGAAUUGUCCAAUCGUACCGCACAAACGAGUGGGCAAAACAUCUCGACGAUGCAGAAAUGCCUGAGCCGCUACCGAUCCAGCCAAUCGAAGAGGAGCAACCGGUGAUUUCUGUGAAAGAUGAAGAACCGCCUGCCCCGAUAAACGUCAAGGAACUGCUGCAAACACCGCUAAGCGCACAGCCACCACCUGCCGUCGAACGCCGCGUCUCCUUCAAGGAACUACGAACCUCAAACGAGGCUCCUCGAACAUCACACGAAUCACUGCAGCGAAAAACAGACAGGCCUGUAUCUAGGUCAAAUUCAAUGGUCAACCAACCACUGGCUGCCAUUGUAUCACCUGUAUCGAAUUCCGUUCCUCGCCCGCAGCCUCAGCCGGCUCAGCUAGCACCACCCAAACAACCAAAGUGGAAGGGACCUCCUCCGCUUCUGGCAGUACGAGAGGAUCUAAUGCGAAGCAGGUUGUCAUCAACUUCGCUGUCAAUUGAUCCCUGGUUACGCAGUAGUCCUCGACAAUCAACUUUUGGGCCAUUGUCGCCCACAUCUCCUACCUCGCCCACGUCGCCUACCAUAGUUCUGCCUACUCCGGAAGAAGCUGACGAUGUACCCUUAUCGCAACGGCGCACAAUGCUACAGCAAAAGCAACAACAGCCGAUACCACCAAGACCACGAGCCCUCUCCCCGCAGGCUCCGCCACAGCGGACUCGGUCCGGAAUGUCAGAUAACAACGCGCAGGCGAUCAUGGCCGCAUGGCGCCAUUCAGUGCGUGAAGAUCUGCGAGAGAAGCGAGACCCACUGGGCAUGAACUCGAACCCGACGAGUCCAACGAGUCCAACAAGUCCGGUCGACCACCGGUCGUCGUAUUUUGGAUCACCAUCGCCGCGCAAUCACUCAGCAGUGAACCUCCAUAUUGAGAAUGCGAUUGCGGAGGGGAUGCAGCGGGGUGAUAUGAAUGAUUUACACCGGGAAGCCAUGAGGCGCAUGCAGGCGUCUGCGAAUCGAAAGGCGUAG
Aspergillus chevalieri is the source of this 3375-nucleotide messenger RNA. RefSeq lists its product as uncharacterized. Bases 1 to 3375 code for a protein of 1124 amino acids. The transcript has 5 exons. The record is from RefSeq and is a predicted model, not a curated record. Lineage: Eukaryota; Fungi; Ascomycota; Eurotiomycetes; Eurotiales; Aspergillaceae.